Molecule: messenger RNA, 2149 nt
Organism: Trichoderma asperellum CBS 433.97
Lineage: Eukaryota; Fungi; Ascomycota; Sordariomycetes; Hypocreales; Hypocreaceae
Biological process (GO): intracellular monoatomic cation homeostasis
Cellular component (GO): mitochondrial inner membrane
Molecular function (GO): ribosome binding
Source: RefSeq, a predicted model, not a curated record
CUCCCGGCCUCUUGACGUGUGGCGCACCAAAAGCAGACUGGAUUGUACUCUUGUAGACCCUGGCCUGGUUCCUUCGAUAUUCUUUCCCUUCAUCAUCCCUCCUAUCCGCCACAUUCGACUUCAAUUCAUCCCCCCGUUUCUCUGUUUUAUAUUUGUUGUGCCGGUUUUUCGUCGUCGCUGUAAUCGAAUCUUGUGUCUUCCUCGGUCUGUAAUUCUCACAUCUGCUCGCAAUGAGCGCCUCAUCCAGCCUCGCCCGCAGGGCUGUAGUUCGCAACCCCUUGCUUGGCCCAUCAAGACAACUAUCCAGAGGCGUUUCGCCAGCUCUCAUCACCAGACAUAUUGCUCGACAGACCCAGAUUCCCGCCUUGGCCCUGCUGGUCCCAUUGCGCCAAUUGGGAACCGAGCCUCAUCGACCGGAUGCGCCGUCUGGACCGCCCCCAGGAUUCAAUGCCGAGCAGGCUAAGAAGCCGCUGCCAAAGGACCCCUCGAGUGCUGCUAAGAAAUCUGAUGCCGAUGCAAAGACAAAGGAUGGAUCAGUGACUGCUGCGCAAGCUGGCAAGACCGCCGAUGAGGCAUCAUCGACAGAGCUGGCAGCUAAGAAAGACGAGAACGCUCAGCAAAAGGAGCUCACAAAGAAAAAAGAAGAGGAAGUCAAAUUGACGACCUGGCAAAAAGUUAAGAAAGAAGCCCAGCAUUACUGGGAUGGAAGCAAGCUCCUUGCCACGGAGAUUCGUAUCAGCUGGAGGCUAGCACUCAAGAUGGCCGCCGGCUACGAGCUUACCCGCAGGGAAAAUAAGCAGCUUCAGCGCACUGUGAAAGACCUGGGCCGGCUCGUUCCCUUCUCCAUCUUCAUCAUCGUCCCCCUGGGUGAAGCUCUGCUGCCACUGGCCUUGAAGCUCUUCCCCAACAUGCUCCCCAGCACGUUUGAGGGCCAAAAAUCCAAGGAGGCAAAAGCUACCCUGUUGCGGUCUACGAGGAAGGAGGUCAGCAGCUUUAUUCGACAGACACUGAAAGAGACCGGCCUUCCCCUGAGCCAGGCGACAGCUCAGAAGGAAGAGUUUGCCAAGUUCUUCCGCAAGGUCAGAUCUACUGGAGAAGCGCCCACUGACCAGGACGUUAUCAAGGUGUGCAAGGUCUUCCGCGAUGACAUGACUCUGGAUAACCUGUCACGGCCCCAAUUGGUGUCCAUGUGCCGCUACAUGGGUCUCAACACCUUUGGCACAGACGCCAUGCUGCGAUACCAGAUCCGUCAUCGCAUGCGUCAAAUCAAGCGCGAUGAUAAGGCUAUCGCCUAUGAGGGCAUUGACAGCCUAACCGUUGCAGAGCUGCAGCUGGCAUGCGCUGCCCGCGGUAUUCGCACACACAGCGUGUCCCCUGCUAGGAUGAGGGCUGAUCUGCAGACUUGGCUGGACUUGCGUCUCAAGGAGGGCGUUCCCUCUACGCUGCUGGUCCUAAGCAAUGCUUACAUGUACGGCCAAGGAUCCGGCGAGGGCUCGAGCCAAAUUGAGGCCCUUGUUGGUGUGCUCUCCUCCAUCCCCGAGGAGCUCUUCCACGAGAUUGAGCUGGAAGUCCACAACGCUGAGGGCGCCGCUACCAACAAACAGCGUCUUGAAGUCGUCAAAGAGCAGCAGGAUCUCAUUGAAGAGGAAGAGAUGCAGAACAAGGAGAGCCAGACAACAGGCUUUGCUACUCCCCGUGAUGUCGACGACAUUGACGAGAAGGAAGAGCGACAACUGUCCGCCGCUGAGAGUGGCUUAGAGACGAAGCCAGCUGGCGAGAUGGUUGAUGCUGAGCUGGACCAGAUCAAAGUCAUUGAGUCUGAGAAGCAGAAGGCCGCUGCCAAGGAGCAAAAAUAAUGACAGAUCAUGAAACAACAAACAUGUCAAGAAAAAAAGAAUAAAAAAAAGACCAAAAAAAAAUCGUAAAGGAGACAAAUACACGGCGUACGCAAUAGCGCCGGCAGUCAAACGAAUUGUUAUUCUUAUUUCAUAUGUACACAAUGGGCUUAUUACAACAUACCCGGAUGGAUAAGGGGUCAUGUUACUAAACUAACUAACAAUAAGCUGGAUGAUGCAAACAUGGAAACUUAUUUGGGCGGCGGGCGGCAUAGACAUCUCGACACAACCAGGAAACAACAAAUAGACUACAC